This is a messenger RNA of Nasonia vitripennis (jewel wasp), 2176 nucleotides long. RefSeq names its product methyltransferase-like protein 25. The coding region runs from base 753 to 2015 and encodes 420 amino acids. The transcript is spliced from 5 exons. The record is from RefSeq and is a predicted model, not a curated record. Lineage: Eukaryota; Metazoa; Arthropoda; Insecta; Hymenoptera; Pteromalidae.
GAAUUCAUCAGAUUUAUUAAAGAUAACUCGUGCAAAAAUACAAAUAAUCCAUCCGAGAUGUUCAUUCCACUCAAUGCCACUACCAAAUCUUUGACAAUAACAAAAUUAUGACGAACAUAAUGCGGGUAUUACCACUCAGUACUCACCACGCGGUUGUCAGUACACAGUUUGCGCGCUAGGUGUCCUCAGUCCUGCAGAUAUGGUCUAUGCCCACUUUCCUGUCAAGAUGCCCAACCUAACCUUACCUCUCUAAUCAUUAACAUGUGUUUUUUGGAAGAUUCUGUUUAACGCACAAAUGAGAAUAAAAAUAAGUUUCAACUAUGACAGACGAAAAAGUAGAAACCGAUGUUAAUGAAGCAUUUGAGAAUUUAUUACUUGCCGAAGAUCUAGCUGAGCAGGCAGCUUACGAAGAGGGCUUUGCUGUGGGUAAAAAUCAGAUGCUGGAGGGCUACCACCUUGGAUACCACAGAGCAAGUUCACUUGCAGCACAGCUAGGAUAUUAUUUUGGUGUUUUGAUGUUCAUUCAGCAAUCUUCGAAUGUUGACAGAGUUCUAGAGCAAACCAAGAAGCUCAUAGCAGACAUACAGAAAUUUCCUGCCGAUAAUGAUGAUGCAGUUGAUAUUUUUGAAAAAUUUGACAGCAUAAAACUCAAUUUCAAGAAGAUCUGUUCACUGGCUAAAAUAGAUGCUACCUAUCCAGACGCAAACAAACUAGAAUUUUAAGAUUAUCAGAAGAUUUUUAUUGUUUUAAAAAUGUCUGCUUAUGAAGCUCAUUUUUGUAAAGUUUUGAAGUUUUUGAGAGUUUAUGAAAAUUUAAUAGAUUGUCAUCUGGUAGAUUUUUUAACUGAAGAUUUAUGGGAAAAAUGUUUACCAAAAGAUUUAAAAGUAUACUUGGAGAAAAGAGGCCCUGAUGUCAUUAGUGAGAUUAAUCAGUUUGAUAAGGCUAAUUUAUGUCAAGAUUCGGAACUUUAUGAAUUCUUAAAGGAUGCCGAGUCUCUGAAUUUAGAUCACUGUCAAGACAUUCUUACUAGACAUAAUUUUUUAAAUAUUAUUAAUGAAGCAAAGACUCAGAGUUCAAAACCUCUACAAUCUGAAUUCAUGAAAGUUAAAAAAUGGCACGAAGUUGAGGUAUUCACUAAAACUGUUGCAUGGCUUAAUCAAAGUCAAUCGUGCAUUGUCAUCGAUGCAGGGGCUGGCAAAGGAUACUCUUCCUUGCAUCUAUCCAAUCACUACAACUUUCCUGUAUUGGCCAUAGAAUGUUCUCAAAUCAAUCAUAAAGGUGCUAUUCUGCAUCGUGACCUUGUGAAUAAGAAGAGUAAGCAGUCUACAUCUUUGAUCAACUAUGCAGUAAAACAAAUAGAUGAUACAACAGAUUUCGUGCAGCUGGUGAAGGAUCAUUAUCCAGACUUUUAUCCGGAGAAAAAACUAGUUAUGACUGCCUUACAUGCAUGUGGGUCACUGACUGAUUCUGUGAUAAAAUCUUUUGUAAACGUCAGUGAUAUGAAAUGCUUAUGCAUAGUUCCUUGUUGUUAUCAUUUGGCUUCGCAGUCACUCUUGAGUGUGUAUGAAUUUUCAAAGAACUCACGUAUGUUAGCUCAGCAAUCUACCGAAAGAGUAAAAAUAAAAGACGAAGCACUGUCGCCGUCGCUGUUCUACAGAGCUGUUUUGCAAGUUAUUUUUCGAUCAUUAGGUAUCCAAGAUGUUAAAACCGGACGGGGAGCGCCUUUGGAUAGUUUUUUGAUUUAUGCCAAGUGGGCUCUGAAAAAAAUCCACGCUACAGAGCUUCCAACGGAUGAGAAACUCUACGACGUGUACAACGAGAAGAAAGCUUUGGAAUGGAAGUUCCAUGUAUUCCAAUUAUUGCGAAUCCGAUUAGCGCCCGUAGUGGAAGCGGCGAUCAUUUUAGAUAAACUGCUCUUUAUUCAAAAAUCAAACGUUUGCACGAAACUAGAAGUGGUCCAAUUGUUCGACCCGCUGCUGUCGCCUAGAAAUUGGGCUAUUAUCGCCACGAAGUGAGACGUCAAUAUAUUGUCCACAUUUUACACAUGAGUAUACAUACCGAUAUAUUUUUAACACGCAGUGUUUGCGUUCGAGAUGAUGUAUUUGAAUUUACGAAUUUUAAUAUUUUAUAUACAUACGUGUAAUAUAACGCAAUAAAGAUAUAUCUUUGACUACAG